This is a messenger RNA of Diachasmimorpha longicaudata, 1529 nucleotides long. RefSeq lists its product as uncharacterized. The record is from RefSeq and is a predicted model, not a curated record. Bases 231 to 1433 code for a protein of 400 amino acids. The transcript is spliced from 2 exons. NCBI's taxonomy places the organism in Eukaryota, Metazoa, Arthropoda, Insecta, Hymenoptera, Braconidae.
AUCGUCAUCAGCCUCGGGGAUACCCCUAAACCAGUGAAACAACAGCCCCUCGACGCAAUUUGAAAGGAAAAAAAAAAUCAAUAAAUAGGGUGUACGGAGGAUAACAUUGUGAGUGAGUGAGAGGGAGGAGAGAGCGAGAGACAAAAUACGAGAUACAGAGAAUUGAACGAGGGGGAAGAUUACUCUACUCAGUGGACUUGGAUUCCCUUCAUUUACGAUAACUGCAUAAGAUGGCGGUUGUCCUCGUAAGACGAUAUGAACGAAAAAUCGAGGAGAAGAUGGCAUUCGCAAACAUCGCAUUACCUAACAUUAAUGGCGCGCUAGAGAUCGGGCUCGCUGUCGGGACAGAUCCCACGCUAGCCGAUGAGCUGAAGCUCCCAGUGCUGUUGGCCAAUGGUGCAACUGACAACGACGUCUUCAGGACUAUGAUCGGAUGGGCAUUCAACAACGCCACUAUCAACGGGUGGGGGAGAAGGGCCCAAGUCGUGACGAUGUCUUCCAUCGCAGGCAUCUGCCAGGCCAAGCUCAUUCGCUACAGGUCUGGAGCCGUCGCUGGCGGGGGGAUGAGGAAUCCGAUCCCAGACGGAGACUGGCGGGCUGUUACGGUCCCCAUUCUACCCGAGGGGAACUCGUACGACAACGGCAUCGUGGCAGAGGCCCUCCAGGAGGACAACAUUCGCUCUGCCCUCGUAAUGAUCAUGGCUACGAAAGCCAACUGGUGGACGAUGAACCAUCACAUCGGACAGGGUCAGAUGGUGGGAUAUGCCAAGAAGUCGGACGUCUUCCUCACUGGGGUCGGAGAGAACAACCGGGCUCACCUGAUGAACAUGAUGGGGCACUGGGUAAGCACCAUCUACGUCCUCACACGCGCCGGGGUCGAAGGCCUAAGGAACACCGAGCCUGCAUGGGGUGGGGAGCCAGCUUUCCCGAUAACAUUCUCGGCAAAUGCAUCUUUACGCUUCACCUCAUGUCCAGCUGGAACCCACAGAAUGGCAGUAGGGUAUGCAGGAGCAAAGAAGCUCCUUAGGAAUAGGAUUGCCAUCCUGUGCCCCCAAGUCGACAACCUUGGGACUCUAGCCGACAUGAAGAGGACAGUAGAUGAUAACAGGGCCAUGUGCCAUGUGGGAGCUGUUUACUUGACAGGGGCCAGGCACCCAGACUACAACGACACCCAGGCCGAGGCAGCACUAGGUAGAGUUGGCACUUUCAUCCGCGCAUUCUUCCCGACGACAACCCUUGCGCAGUCGCCUCACCUUCAAGACGCAAGAGUCAGAGGCUACGAGGACUUUGACAUCGGCUGGCAGAACACCUGCAUGCAAGUGAAGGCUGCACAAGCUAGAGCCGGCGAGAACCUCAAUGCCUUCCUUGCAGAGGGAGGGGCGGGUGCAGCACCAGAGGUCAUGAGGAGAGUCAGGGACCAGUUUUUCCACUAAGGGCGGGCCUGAGAGAGGAUGACGACGACGACAGUGACGAUGAUCAUCAAGAUGGACCAGGGCAUGGGGGGGGAGGAGGUGGCCGAGGGGGAGGUG